Exophiala spinifera is the source of this 2685-nucleotide messenger RNA. RefSeq lists its product as uncharacterized. The transcript has a single exon. The coding region runs from base 1 to 2685 and encodes 894 amino acids. NCBI's taxonomy places the organism in Eukaryota, Fungi, Ascomycota, Eurotiomycetes, Chaetothyriales, Herpotrichiellaceae. The record is from RefSeq and is a predicted model, not a curated record.
AUGACUCCAAUUUUUAAGGUCGGCGAGAACGAUGCUGUCAUAGGUACAUAUGAAUAUGACAUGCUUGAAGAAGACCAAAUCCGUCUUUUGAAGUUAUUUCCCGAGGAUAGCAAUCGCGGCUCGAGCUCACCACUUCAAGGCGAGUUACAAACUUACCGAUUGACGAUACCUGUCAUCGAGGCGGCCAAGCAGGAGAACGAUGCCGAGAUUGGAUCAGGCUCUGAUGGUGCCAAAGCCAUUGAGGAAGCACCAGAGUACGACGCUCUUUCUUACACCUGGGAAAACAUCACCCACAUGAGCGCAGACGACAUAGAUAACGCUCUACAGACUGCGAAGGCGAAGCCUACGGAGGUCAUCACCAUCUUCGAGGAUCGUCUUUCCAAAGGCACUAUUGUUAUCAGUCCCAACCUUGAACGUGCGCUUAAGAGGUUCCGCAAAGAGAUCGAUUCGGAAUAUCCCUUACUACUGUGGAUCGAUUCAAUAUGCAUAACACAGAACAGUCCUCGCCACAAUACUGAAAAGAGUGGGCAGAUCCAAAAAAUGGCAGACAUUUACCACGAAGCAACAAAGGUUCGUGUCUGGCUCGGUGAAGAAGACGAGGAUAGCCACAUAGCUUGCAAUUUCGUCAAAGAAAUUUUGAGUUUCAAGAAGUUUAAUGAGCUAUGUGAGUCGGCCCAGUUUGCCACAAAGUGGAAUGCGUUCAGGAACCUUAUGCAAAGACCUUGGUUCAAACGUCGGUGGAUAGUCCAGGAGGUGGCUUUCGCGCAGAAAGCAGAAGUAUACUGCGGUCGAGACAAGCUAUCCUGGGAGGAACUUGCGAGUGCCAUGUCGUUGUUUGCUACGAAAGGACAUGACCUGAGCAAGAUCUUUCAAAAGUCGGCGACGUACAGUUACAAUGCGGAUCAUCUGGGUGAGAUCGAUGCGUAUGGUGCGAAGACCCUGGUCGACACGAUCGAAUCCAUGUUCCGAAAGUCCGAGGACGGCCACGUCAUGGAGAAUCUGCUCUCGCUUGAGGCGGUUCUUACAAACUUGGCCGCUUUUGAUGCACAACGACCUCAUGACUAUAUCUACGCUGUCAUGCGUUUGUCAAAUGAUGCGAUUCCCGUAUCAGAGCUCAGUGCCCGGUCUCCCGUCUGCUCCCCAAAACUCCCCACGGAGGGAGUUGCACGACAUUUACGAAAGCAGUCCGGUCAACUGUUCAAAACCCCUGUCAGCUCUGACGGGCAUAUACAUCAUUCUCCAGAGCGCAUCAAUCAAUCUCAUGCUGUUCCAACUUUCAACAUACCCCCUACAACAGACAUGGAGCCCAACUGGGAUAACGUACGUGCUGAACACUCUCGUGGGAGGCCCAGGAGUCGGACUCCCCCAAACGCAAAGCUCCUAGGAGUGGAGCCGCAUCGUAAAACCCGGUCGCGUUCGCGCGAGCCUUCACGAGCCGCAGCCAGGAAGGAUGCCGAAAGAGGAUUUCGAAUCCCUCCAAGGAAUUUCGUCGUCAACUACGAGCGAAGUCUCUUCAGCCUUUGCGUCGAGGUGAUGAACUUUAUCGUGUCGAGGACAAAGUCGAUCGACAUGAUUUGCAAACCAUGGGUGCCGAACUUAAGCGGUGAUCAAAGCAGCUUCUCGCCGAUCCAUGAGCACGACACGGUCACGAUGCCCUCGUGGAUUUCUUCCCUCGACAAAAGAGCCUUUUCCUGGAACCCCACGGACAACGGGUACAGCUACAGCAGAAUCGCCGCGGAUCCACUUGUAGGCACUCAAUUGAACGGAAUGAAGCCGUACAGUGCCUCUGGAAUUGUACCCGUCCCCGUCGAAUAUCUCCCGUCUGCUGGGCCUAGCAAGCUCAUUGACGGGAGGAUACUGAAAGCGCAUGGGUUUGUGCUCGAUACCAUUGACAAACAUGGGUCGCCCGCGCACAACGCCGUGAUCCCAUCCAAGUGGCUUGAGAUGGUGGACUGGAAGGAUGCGAGGCGACCGUUCCCUGAGAUGAGUGCUCCACCAGAGGCUUUCUGGCGGACCCUGGUGGCCAACCGAGCCUCGUCAGACAGCCCGAAGCCUCCAGAAGGCCACUGGCGCUUCGCGACACGGUGGAUCUUCACUCGAAGACCAAAGGACGGCAACCUAGACACGGGUGCUUUGCUGAGAGACAUUUCUGGCAACGUCGCGACCCCCAUCGUUCCGUUCUUGCAUCGUCUGCGCGCUGUGAUCUGGGAUCGGUCGCUCAUCAAGACUAAAGGGCUGGAUCAAGAAUCUCUUGGAUUCUUGGGACUCGCACCUCCAGAUUCCGAAGCUGGCGACAUCGUGUGUAUACUCGAAGGCUGCAGUGUGCCGGUUGUCCUGCGACGCAAGACACGGACUCUGCAUCCGCCGCUGCCCAAAAUCUUCAAGCGUGGAGGGCGGACGAGAGGCUACCCCCGGGCCGCUGGUGUCAAGCCCAACAUGCAAAAUACCUCGGCCAGUUUGACAAGUCCAGAAGGCGCCCAUGGAAGUGAAUCGUCCGAGCCUCGGCGAGAGGAGGUCGAGUACUCGUUUAUUGGCGAAUGCUAUAUCCACGGUAUGAUGGACGGCGAAGCAUUCGACGUGCAAAAGAGAUUCAAUCUUGCCAGCGGAGAGUUCCGGAUUGGGUGUGUGGCCACUGAAUGUAACUGCGACAAGUGUAAUCCUACAAAAUCUCGCCAUUCUUCGUGA